GCGGCCCCAUCUUCACACUUGAACAAUAGAGAAGACGACCAGCGUGCCGGAAAGAACUGUCAACGACCUGAAUACGGAUGCGGAAGUGAGCGGGUUCCGGAGCUGGGACAUGGAGUCCGGGCAGCAGCCGGUGUGGCGCAGCCUGGGGCUGCUUGGCCGAAGCGCGGACGGUCGCGGGCUCGGUCCGGCCAACUGUGAGAAGAGACUGCUGUGGGCCGCUUCGUUGCUCUGCGUCUUGCUGGAUCUACAGUUGCCAGGUUUGCUAGCUGCCGGGCAAGCUGAGAUUGACAACCAUCUAGAAAUGGGUCGGAAGCUACUGGCUGCUGGGCAGCUGGCCGAAGCCCUCUCACACUACCAUUCGGCAGUGGAAAUUGAUCCCAAAAAUUACCUUACCUAUUACAAACGAGCCACCAUUUACCUGGCUAUGGGCAAGUUUAAAUCAGCAUUGCCGGAUCUCUCCAAAGCUAUUGAACUCAAGCCGGACUUCCUUGCGGCCCGGCUUCAGCGAGGCAACAUCCUUCUGAAACAAGGCUACACCCAGGAAGCAAAACAAGACUUUGAAGCCGUGCUCAAGAGCAAUCCGGAUGAUGCGGAAGCCAUGAACCAGCUUUCCAGAGUCACUGAGCAAGAAUUUUCCAUGCAAGAAGCUCAGAUUGCCUUUCAGAAAAAAAACUAUGUGGGAGCGGUCAGUUUUCUGGAUCGAGUCAUUGAGAUCUCUCCAUGGGAUCCAGAAUCCAAAGAGCUGCGCUCCGAGUGCUACCUCCACCUCGGGGACUACAACAAGGCCAUCAUGGACUUGAAGCCCACCACUAAGCUGCGGAAUGACAACAGGGCCGCCUUCCUGAAGCUCAGCAAGCUCUAUUACAACUUGGGAGAACACGAGGAGUCCUUAACCCAAGUGCGGGAGUGCUUGAAGCUGGACCAAGAUGACAAGGACUGCUUUUCCCACUACAAGCAAGUGAAGAAGCUCACCAAGCAGCUGGAAUCCGCUGAGGAGCACAUCAAAGCUCAGAGAUACGCAGAUGCCAUCGAGAAGUACAAAGCCACCAUGAAAACAGAACCCAGCGUAGAAAUCUACACCAUCAAAGCCAAAGGACGGAUCUGCCACUGUUUGUCCAAGAGCAAACGGACUGCCGAAGCAAUAGAUCUCUGCAGCGAAGCCCAUCAGCUUGAUCCCAGAAAUAUCUUCAUCCUGCGUGACCGAGCAGAGGCCUUCAUCCUUAACGAAGAAUUUGAGAAAGCCAUUGAAGAUUAUCAAGAAGCGAAAGAAUUUGAUGCUGAAAAUGAGGAAUUAAAAGACGGGCUCGAGAGAGCGCAGAAACUGCUGAAGCAGUCCAAGAAGAGGAACUAUUACAAAAUUCUCGGAAUUCAGAGGAACGCCAACAAGCAGGAGAUCAUCAAAGCAUACCGAAAGCUGGCUCAGCAGUGGCACCCCGACAAUUUCCAGUCAGAAGAUGAGAAAAAGGAAGCCGAGAAAAAAUUCAUUGAUAUUGCAGCCGCUAAAGAGGUCCUGACAGAUCCAGAAAUGCGACAGAAAUUCGACUCCGGCGAGGAUCCUUUAGAUCCAGAGAAUCAGCAAGGAGGAUCAGGACAUCAGCACCAAUGGGCAUCCGAAUUUAACCCCUUCGGCUCCGGGAACUUUCAUUUUAAGUUUCAUUUUAAUUAAUCUGCCUGAGCCCCCCACCCGCCUCCCAAAGACCAAUGCAACACCUUGGCCAGCGAGUUGAUGCACAAAGAGGACCAUAACAACUCCUACACAAAUGGAACCGGGGGGGGGGGGGGAGGGAGGUUAGUUUCCUUAAUUUAUAUAUUCAAGUAUCCCUUUUCAGAUGACUGGAAGUUUUGCUCCUCGAGAUAGUAAUCAGGACCACGAGGAAGAUGGCGAGCUCUCGCUUCUAAGCUGCAAUUCCCACGAAACAGUGACUGGGAAAAGGGGAUGGACGAUGCAUGCAGAGCCUUAAUCCCGUCAGUGAAUCCCGCCUUUCUUAGGGACAUGUUCAAAGUUAGGUUGAGCUCCAUCUAAGCAUCUCGAAAGUUUUUUUGCGCCUGCAAGACCCAAGGAAGCUCUGCCAUUCCUACAAUCCACUGUCUUUUGCCACGGAAACCGUUCAUUUUUAAAUC
Thamnophis elegans (Western terrestrial garter snake) is the source of this 2121-nucleotide messenger RNA. RefSeq names its product dnaJ homolog subfamily C member 3-like. The record is from RefSeq and is a predicted model, not a curated record. Gene Ontology annotation, biological process: protein folding in endoplasmic reticulum. Gene Ontology annotation, molecular function: protein-folding chaperone binding; misfolded protein binding. Gene Ontology annotation, cellular component: endoplasmic reticulum. The transcript is spliced from 12 exons. NCBI's taxonomy places the organism in Eukaryota, Metazoa, Chordata, Lepidosauria, Squamata, Natricidae. The coding region runs from base 110 to 1666 and encodes 518 amino acids.